AUGUGGAUGUCCCCACGGCCUUCGCGUACAUCCUCUGAUGGCGAGAUUUACGUCAUACGGACCUUCAUCACCCGCAUGCAGUCGCUCCACGUUGACUCUGUCCAGCGCUGGAUGGAGGACCUCCGCCACAUGACGGAGGUGGAGUGUAUGUGUGUCCUCCAGGCCAAACCCAUCGGGGUGGAGGAGGACGCCCAGCAGGGAGAGCUGAUUGUGGCCGCCGGGGUUGGCGCAGGCGACCACGUGGCCAGGAACAACCUGCAGACGUUGCUCCGCCGGGCGCUGGUGGUCAGCACGGAGCUUGGCAAGAUGUUCCAGCGACUGGAGAAGGGACGCUGGCAGAGGGUCCACAGCACUGCCGUGAGGGCGAACUGCCACGUGCGCUCACUGGUGCACGAGUACAGCGCCGCCCGAAGCACACCGCCUGAGAUGCAGAAGUAUGAGCAAUCUCUGCUGGAAAAGUGUCUGGAGCUGACCAAUAUUACAGAGAGGUGCCUUCACACUGAUGACGAGUUCUUCCUGAAGUCCAUGAGGGAGGCCAUCCACGAGAUCCUUACGGACGUCAGCGAUUCCUUCAGCAACAUGAUCGACAUGGCUCUAGCCAAUGAGAUCCGGCUCCUGAUCAAACAGAUCGACUCAUCGGACAGCGUUCACUCGAUCGGCAGUGCCAUCAGCAACCUGCUGUCCCUCACCCAGGACGGACCACAGCUCUGCAGCAUCAUUGCCAAGGAAGGAGCUGUGGUAGUCCUGUUUAAGAUCUGCAGGCAGGACCGCUUCAGAGACCUCUACGCUCACGCUCUGAGAACAGUGGCCUCCAUCUGCUGUGUGGAGGAGGGCAUCAACCAACUGGACAAGGUGGACGGGAUCCUCUGUCUGGCGGACAUCCUGACCGACGAGAGCAGCGUGGAAGCAGCCAGGGCCGAGGCAGCGGCGGUCGUGGCUCAGAUCACGUCGCCUCACCACACGUCCACACAGCACCUCGCCAGCUUCCUGGAGAGCAUGCACGACAUCGUCACCGCGCUCAUCAAGUUGUGCGAGAGCGCCUCCUGUGGUGAAGUGUUCCUCCUGGCAUCUGCAGCCUUGGCCAACAUCACCUUCUUCGACAGCAUGGCCUGUGAGAUUCUCCUGCAGCUUAAUGCCAUCCACAUCCUGCUGCAGGCCUGCAGGGACCGCCAGAGAGUCAACACACCCUACUCCAAAGACCAGGUGGUGACAAUCUUGGCAAACCUGUCAGUUUUAGAGCAGUGUGCCCCUGAAGUCCUGCAAGACCAAGGAAUAGAGCGACUGCUGCUGCUGCUGGCAGAAAAGCCGACCUCCCCGAGUCCAUCAGAGGGUGCCGCCUGUGAGCGCGUUCAGCAGAAAGCUGCUGUCACCCUGGCUCGUCUGAGCAGAGACCCUGACGUGGCCCAAACAGCCAUCCAGCUGAAAGCUGUUCCUCGUCUUAUCGAGCUGUGUCGCUCCCCUACUGAGAGAAAUAACAGCGACUCAGUGCUGGUCGCUUGCCUGGCUGCCUUGAGGAGGCUGGCAGCGGGGUGUCCAGACAGCAUCGAGGCAGCCGACCACCAGCAGCUGAUUAAACCGCGGCUGGUCGACUCUUUCCUGCUGUGCUCCAACAUGGAGGAGAGCUUUGUAUGACGGCCUGCAAAGUGAACACUGAUAGCGGAGAGCUGAACUCAUGUACAACAUCAUUCACACAUACUGUCCAUGACACAGCGAGUACUAACGAGCGGCUUCACUCCAGAACAUUGCAUUUAUUUCCUGACUGGAGCUUUGGUUUGUCUCUUCCUGUGUGUCCUGAGAAUAUUUUUGUUGUCCAAAUGUUGUACUGGACAUCAUGAAUUUGGGCGAAUGGAGUGAAUUUGUCAGUUUGGAUGGAUGCAAAAGACAUCUAAAUGUACAUCCAUGUGUUGCUUAUAGUGCUUCUCAGUGACCACAUUAAAUGCAAUGAAUGUGUACAGUGUUCCAGAAAAAAGGUAAUUUGUUUAUUGUAUUCCACUGGGAAUUUAAUAUUGGUAGUUCUAUAAUUAUUUUGUACGAGUAGGUGCUACUUUUUGGAAAUGAAAGUAUAAACUGUUCUGGAAUGAAAACACUUUUUUUUUGUCACCGCUGUGCAAUUUCUUUGUGCAAUGUCUGAAGAUGUUGUAUCCGAAGCAUGUCGGCUAUCUGACAACAAAGAAAGAUCCUUCGAGUGGAUAACACAGCAAAAUGCCUCUGACACAAAUGAUCAUCUGAAGCAUUUAGUGUUUGAGUACAAAGAUGUCGGUCUGGUGAAAUUCUUUCAUUGUCGGUCUGUUUGAAGAAAUGUUGUGUUUUUUAUGUUUUCAACUAACAGCCACUUUAUUUGGACCAUUUGCAACUAAAUUAUUACUAAUUAUUACGAUUGCUAUUUCAUCUUUUCAGUUUAUUUGAGUACCUUAAUUGACAGGGCACUAGUAGUAUUUAAAAUGUAUGACUGAGUGUGGCAACACGAUCUAUUUAUACUGGUGUACAAUUUAUUGUUUUGUUAAAGCGCAUUGUAUGGUAUGUUGUUAUUCUCUUGCCAUUAAUGUCAAAUAUUAUAUUUGCCACUGGAUAAUGAAUCUAUAGAAAUAGCCUUUAAUUUGAGUAUACAAAUGCUUUUUAUUUAAGGAGA
Molecule: messenger RNA, 2629 nt
Organism: Anarrhichthys ocellatus (wolf-eel)
Lineage: Eukaryota; Metazoa; Chordata; Actinopteri; Perciformes; Anarhichadidae
Gene: insc
Product: INSC spindle orientation adaptor protein
Exons: 12
Coding region: 1-1632 (543 amino acids)
Biological process (GO): apical protein localization; asymmetric cell division; establishment of mitotic spindle orientation
Cellular component (GO): apical cortex
Molecular function (GO): protein binding; cytoskeletal adaptor activity
Source: RefSeq, a predicted model, not a curated record